GUUUAGUCUUCUUUUAAAGUUCACUGUAUUAAAACACGUUUUAAGUUUCAUAAAACGAGAUUAUUUUUUUUUCUAUUUAAUAAUUGUUCGAAAUUUCGUGUCAAAAAAAUUAUUCGCAUUUUAAAGUCUGGUGAUUUUUAAACCGAGAUGAAUUUAAAUUUUCUUAUAAUUUCCGUUUCGAUUUUUAUUCUUAACAGUUCAAUAUGUCCAGUGGUGUUUGGUGAAAAAAGUCACGAUGAAGAUUUGGAUAAUAAUAGUUAUUUAUUAAGUGAAUUAAAUUCAACGAUAAGUGAAAGUGGUGAAAAAUCUGCUUGGUUUUUAAAUGUACCUUUAUUGCCAGUUAUAGUUGCAACUUCGAAUUCAAUUCCCGAAGGUUCUUGUAAAAAGCAACUACAACUGUAUCUCAAGCAUUUAAAAAAUGGUACUUUAUGGGCAACUGAAAUGUUUGAUGCAUCUUCAAAAUAUCCCUAUGGUGUGUUCGAUGGUUUCACACGGCAUUUGGGAAGCUAUGACCAGUGUGAACAAAUUGAAACUAAAAUAAUAGAUGAAAAAAAUGGUAAAAUUGAAGAAAUUCAAAGUAGAUAUUGUUUAGUGGAUGUGAAGUUUAAAGAAAAAAAUGAACCAACGAAUUUCAGUGGUGAACACAACAUAUUUUUCAAUCCGCAAGAUUCCGCCUGGGAAGCGAUUAGGGAAAAGGGCGAUUUUCGACGAUGGCAAAGGUACUUUUUGCAAUUGGCAUUAUGUUUCCCGGCGGAAUGUCAACCAGAAGAUAUUGUGGUGGCACUUAAAGAUCCCUUGGAUGAAUUUGGCGAAAAUUAUAAUAUUACUGUCAAAGCAUCAAUUUCUCCAUUGUACUGCUCUUCCCCAACUUUGAAAGAAGCUUCAUUUUCUAAUUACGAAAUCAUUUUUUGUUUAACGUUCUUUAUGAUAAUCAUCUUUAUUGUGAUAAGCACCAUAAUUGACAUCAAGUCUGACGAAAAGAAAGAGCUCUCUAUGCCAAAACAAUUAAUAUACUGUUUUUCUGCUCGCAAAAAUUUUAACGAAAUAAUGAGGAUAACUUCUGGAAAUCGAGCAUUGAAUUCCAUAAAUUUGAUUCGAGUAUUCUUGUCAUUUCUUGCAGUGGUUGCACACAGACAAGUUCAAUACAUUUAUGCUGGAACAAUAAGUGGCCAGUAUUUUGAAUGGGUUAUGUCUACUCCCUUUUUCGGACUCACGCACAAUUUCUCCAUUCUUGUAGACGGAUUUUUUGGUCUGGGAGGACUUUUACUUUCUUACUUAUCAUUGAAGAAAUUGAAUGCAUCGGGAAAAUUAAAUUAUGUGCGUUUGAUUUUAACUCGAUUAGUAAGAUUAUUACCACUCUUCAUGUUCGUAACAUUUGGAUAUGCAACAGUAUUUUAUCGAUUUGGUUCGGGACCUUUUUGGGAAGUCAGUGUUGGAUUCAAUCACAAUUCUUGUUCUUCUUAUUGGUGGACAAAUUUGUUUUUUAUCAAUAAUUAUUUUGGCGGUAAUAAUAAGUGUGCAAUUCAGACUUGGUAUUUAGCGGUUGACUUUCAUUGUUAUCUGAUUGGAUUAUUGCUGAUUACUGUAUUCCACAAAAUGAAUCGUAAAAUUGGUUACAUAUUUUUGGUCACUACGUUGAUUAUUUUUGCUGCAUUGCCUUUUCAUUUUACAUAUAAAAAUAAUGCAGAUCCGCUUUAUACAUCCUUUGUAAAACACAGAAUGGUUGAAGAAAUGGAUUAUUUUGUAAAUAAUUAUGUUAAAACUCAUUUCCGUUUGGCUGCCUACGUUACUGGAUUAAUUUUGGGAGCACUUAUUUAUGACUAUGAAAACGCUAAUUGGCGUCUGUCAAAGAUCUGGUCGCAAAUUUUUAUUUUUGCCGCAGUUUUCCUCGCUGCCUUCACAAUGUGGAGUGGAACACUUUUUAUGAAUCCAAAUUUGAUAAUAAGUGCAUUUAUAAAAGCUUUAUACGCAAGUCUGCAAAGGCCAAUUUUCGCUCUCAGUAUAUGCGCGAUUCCUCUUCUGUUUACAAUUGGAAGCGGUUUGGAUUUUUACUACAAAAUAGUAAAUUCAAAAUGGAUUCAACGUUUAUCACGAAUUUCGUUUGCAAUUUACUUAACUCAUUAUGCGCUAUUUCUUUAUGAACUUGGAACUAUAAGAACUGCAUUUACUUUUUCGUUCUAUAAUUCAGUGAAAUAUCUUUUUGGAGAUAUGAUUUACUCUGUACUACUGGGAUUAUUUUUCACUAUUGUUAUUGAAUUUCCAUUUAGAAACGUUGGAGAUAUUAUUUUGAAGCGGAAGGCAAACGAUGCAAAGAGGAAACAAAAUAGCUGUUGAACCACAAUAUUCCUGAAAGAUGUCAAGGCACAUUCUUAGCAGGCCACGUACGCGUGUCUAUGGAUGCAAUUACGACAAGGGCGAAUCGUAUUACAAGCCGAUGGUGGACCAUCUCGACCGGAAGUACAGUGGUCGUCCUCUAUUCUCCGAACCAAGAAAUUCAUUAGCCGACGAAAUUGCGGCUCGCCGAAGUGACAUCGGUAACAUCUUCAAUCGUUUUCCAAAAUGGUUUUGAGGAAUGAAAACGUAUUGUGCAUCCUUCUCGUCCACCCGCUCGUCUCCCCCACUUCGUGGAUCUGUUUAGAAUGCUCUCGUGACACGUUAUUUUACAAGUUCCGUCUUUUAAUAUGCAAAUUAGAACAUCCUCAAAAGUCCUCAUUUUCUCCAAAAUUCUUCAAAUAUAUUGCUGCCUUUAAUCUUUUACUUUUUUCUACUUUAUUCUGUUUCACUUUAUUCUAAAUGUGGUAAAUUCUACUCGUAUUCUGUAUCACUGUAUUCUAAAUAUAGUAAAUUCUGCUAUAUUCUAAAUAUGGUAAAUUCUACUAUACUCCAAGUAUAGUAAAUUCUGCUAUAUUCUAAAUAUGGUAAAUUCUACUUUAUUCUAGUUAUGGUAAAUUCGACUAUAUUUGAAGUAUUGUAAAUUUUACUAUAUUCCAAAUAUGGUAAAUUCUGCUAUAUUUUAAGUUUAGUAAAAUCUACUGUAUUCUGAGUAUAGUAAAUUCUACUAUAUUCUAAAUAUGGUAAUUUCCACUAUAUUCUAAAUACAGAAUGAAUUUUUUCGAAAUACUUUCUAUUCUGUUAUUAUAUGUAUUUUUAACUACUUUUUUUAGCUAAUUAAUUCCAUUUUGAUCGAUUAUUCCGUAUUAUUCUGCAAUAAUACUUAAUUGUGUUAUCUUUCAAUAACUCAUAAUUGUAUUAUUUCUCAAUAAUACCCAAUAAUCGUACAUUUUUUUUAAUAAUGACAAAAAAAAUUGUUUCGAACUAGUUUUCAAUAAGUUACCACUGCAUAUUUUUCUAAAGAGUAUAUUUAUCUGUACAAAAUUUUGAUUGUCUUUAUCGAAUAUUAAAUUUCAAUUACAGAUAUUAUUUCAAUUAAAGAAAUUUUUUCUCUAUCUACAAAUUUUGAUAUUUAAGCAUUUUUUCCUAAUUAAAUAAAACAAAUAAUAAGAGAAUAAAUAUAGUGAGAAGAAUUAUUAAAGACAGCAAUGAAUAACGAACGUUUAUAUUUUGACUAAUCAGCAUCCUUUGUCUUUAAAAAAAAAGAAAUGGGCGUGUAGAUAGUUUUUUUGUUUUUUCUCCCGAUUUAUGUGUCUACUGUCACUUUUAUCAAAUCCUAAUUGUUGUCCAUAAUCAUUACUGUAUUGGAAAACUUGGCUGUUUAAUAAACGUCUACUUUUCUAAA
This is a messenger RNA of Leptopilina heterotoma, 3736 nucleotides long. Its product is annotated as O-acyltransferase like protein-like. NCBI's taxonomy places the organism in Eukaryota, Metazoa, Arthropoda, Insecta, Hymenoptera, Figitidae. The record is from RefSeq and is a predicted model, not a curated record. The transcript has 12 exons. Bases 148 to 2334 code for a protein of 728 amino acids. Gene Ontology annotation, molecular function: acyltransferase activity, transferring groups other than amino-acyl groups.